GUGACAAGACGGAAAGUUUCUGCGAAGUGAGCUUAGGUUCUCAGGUGCGAGAGACCGGACGCUGUUGCGGCCAGAAGCCUCACUGGGACUCCUCCAUGCAGUUCUACAUCAAGAGUCUCAGCGACGACCGGCUCUGUAUCACACUUAUGCUCAAGGGAUACUUCCGACCUAACGAUUUCGUCGGUCGUGCAGAACUUCUCGUGCAGCGUUUGUGGCAAGAACAGAAAGCCAAGCAACAACAACAUCCCGUACCUCAAGUAAUUAAAGUGGCAUUGCAAGAAACAACCGCUAAAGAUGCAUACGUUGUCGUCAAAUAUUCCGUUAUUCUCUUUGAUAAACACAACUCAUGAUCUGUCGCUUCGACCCUCGUCCCACUCGGUUAUUAAUUUAUUUACAUUAUUUACAAGCAUUAUUUGUCUUACUGCUGCUCGGCUCCCGUCUCACUCGACAUAAUUUACCUCACUGCUGCUCGGCUACCGUCUCACUCGACAUAAUUUACCUCACUGCUGCUCGGCUCCCGUCUCACUCGACAUAAUUUACCUCACUGCUGCUCGGCUCCCGUCUCACUCGACAUAAUUUACCUCACUGCUGCUCGGCUACCUUCUCACUCGACAUAAUUUACCUCACUGCUGCUCGGCUACCGUCUCACUCGACAUAAUUUACCUCACUGCUGCUCGGCUCCCGUCUCAUUCGACAUAAUUAAUUUCUCGCCAACAUUUCUUGCCUUUUUUUGUCUCGAAAUAUCUACGUCAGCGUAUUAUGGAAAUGUUUGCCAAACUGCAGAGAAGUGCUUCUUCUCUUUACUGGUUUCGAGUCUGGGUUGCAUUGAAUUAAAUUAGUUGAAAGAUCCUACUGCAAUGCAAUCGAUUUGUACCUGCUGAGUUUCUAUUGAGAUGGUGAGAAGAAAUCUUUAGUUUCAAAUAAGGCACAUAAUUACUUAAUACCAAUACGGAUGUCUAACAAAGAUCUUCAUGUUGUUUGUGACUACUAGUAAAUUACAUAUUUUUUUACCUUGUUGCUGUUACGUAACAUUUUGUUGUUAUCGCUAAAAUUUUUGUUC
This is a messenger RNA of Hyalella azteca, 1060 nucleotides long. Its product is annotated as intersectin-2. Lineage: Eukaryota; Metazoa; Arthropoda; Malacostraca; Amphipoda; Hyalellidae. The record is from RefSeq and is a predicted model, not a curated record.